AUUUAAAUUAAUUAGCUAUUUUUUAAUUUUUGGUUUUAUUGUUUUUUGUUGUGUUAAUCAUAGUAUUAUUUAUAUUAAUAACACAUUCAAUAUAUUAUACAUAUUGUACAUAUAUACAUAAACAAUAUAUCUAAAUAGUAAUAUUAAUAAUAAUAGCAAUAAUUUUAAUGUAUAAUUUAAAAUAUAUAUAACCACUAUAUAGUUUAAACAAAGAAAUAUAAUAUAAAUAUAAAAAUGAAACGUAUUCAUUUUAUUUUUGUAGUUUUGGGCUUAAUAUGGAUAUCGGGUAUUGCCAUUUAUAUGUCAAGCCACCAACAAGUCGAAAUUAAAUCACCAACCAAUGUUGAUACUUAUCCACCAAAUAAACCAACAAAAAAGGUCCUUCAAUGCGAAUAUAUUGAUAUAGUUUACACUUGGGUAAAUGGUAGUGAUCCAAAACAUAUUGAUUCAAGAACCAUGAGAUCUGGUUCUAAAAGACAUUCACAACCAGGUAACAAUAGAUACAGAGAUCUUAUGGGUUUAAAGUAUUCAUUAAGAAGUGUUAGAAAAUACGCUCCUUGGAUUAAAAACAUUUGGGUAGUAAGUGCCAGUCAAUACCCAACAUGGUUUGAUGAAACUAAUGACGAAAUUAAUUUUAUUUUCCACAAAGAUUAUUAUACCAAUCAAGAUGAUUUACCAACUUUCAAUUCAAAUUCAAUUGAAUCAAAUUUUUAUUCAUUACCAAAAGAAGUUUCAGAUUGUUUUAUUUAUUUUAAUGAUGAUAUUUUCUUUGGUUCACCAGUAGCAAUGAAAGAUUUCUACGAUCCAACAUAUGGUCAAGCUAUUUACAAAAGUGGAUGGACUGCUCCUCAAUCAAAAGAAAAACAAGCUAAUAUUUGGCAUGCAUGUAUUGCCUACACCAAUGACCUUUUAAAUAAUCUUUGGGAAGUUGAUAACAAGAAUCGUCAUUACGCAUCACAUGGCCAUCAAUUCUUUACUCGUGAAGUUUUCGAAAGAAUGUACAACGACUUGGAAGGUGAAUUUAAAAAGACUUCAGCCAAUCCAUUCCGUACUGCUCAUGACCUUCAAAUUCCUUUCCUUUAUUUAGCAUACGUCUCUCGUUUCUAUGCCACUUAUGAACCUUCACCAAUUAAUUACUACGCUCUCAUUAUGGACGACCACGAAAAAAUGAAAAAAGAAUUUGCCAAGAUCUUAGCAAAGAAACCAAAGACUGUUUGUCUCAAUGAUGGUUUAUCCCCAGAAAAUCCAAACGUUAAAGUUAUUGAAGAAUUAGAAAAGUUUUUCGAAAAAUAUUUCCCAGACAAGCCAUCUUGGGAACUUUAA
Dictyostelium purpureum is the source of this 1323-nucleotide messenger RNA. RefSeq lists its product as uncharacterized. Lineage: Eukaryota; Evosea; Eumycetozoa; Dictyosteliales; Dictyosteliaceae. Gene Ontology annotation, molecular function: transferase activity, transferring phosphorus-containing groups. Bases 235 to 1323 code for a protein of 362 amino acids. The transcript has 4 exons. The record is from RefSeq and is a predicted model, not a curated record.